Lutzomyia longipalpis is the source of this 1318-nucleotide messenger RNA. Its product is annotated as zinc finger protein 37-like. NCBI's taxonomy places the organism in Eukaryota, Metazoa, Arthropoda, Insecta, Diptera, Psychodidae. Bases 132 to 1193 code for a protein of 353 amino acids. The record is from RefSeq and is a predicted model, not a curated record. The transcript is spliced from 2 exons. Gene Ontology annotation, cellular component: nucleus.
CUGUGGUAAAGUGACAGCAAAAGUUUUGAGUGUAUAAAAACAUCCACCCUCGACUUUUGUUAUUUUGUGAAUUUACGUUAAAAUUUAGCUUAAUUUUUAGCUAAAUUGUUGUGAAAAAGAUUCCUUUGAGGAUGUGCCGUAUCCUUAUCUAUGGCUGCCCAGCGGUAGAUAGGCAAAUAACAACUGAUGGAACGCAGACGCUCAUUUCGUGCAGACAAAUCAUCGUUGACACCAAGGACAAUAUAAAAAAGGAGAAUUUUGAUCAUGAAAUAUUCAUUACACACGGUCAAAUUCCCGAUUUGCACGAGCUAGUGUUUGUGCAGUCGGUGAAGGAGGAAGAACCAGAGGUUAAGAGUGAAUCCGAAGAACCCUAUGAGGAGUUUGUUGAGGCCAUUGCAUCCUAUUCAGAGAAGGAAGAAAGUACGAAGCUUAGUUUGCAGAGAUCAGAUAGUGAAUCACCAGCUCCGGAUGCAGAUCAUGACGACGAUGAAGAUGACGAAGAUGAUGGGGAGGAGGAGGAUGAGGAUGAUGAUGAAGAGGAGACAGACACAAAGAGAAAAAGGAAGAGAAGAUCACGCAAACCUGAUCCAGAUGCUCCGUACAAGUGCUCCAAAUGUGGCAAAAUCCUCAAAACAAGACGUACAUAUCGCACACACAUGAAAAUGCAUCGAGAACGGAAGUACAUCUGCGAACUCUGCUCUCGGGGAUUUGUGAAUUUUGACAAACUAAAGCGGCACAUGCGGAAGCAUACCGGCGAGAAGGCCUUUGCAUGCCACAUCUGUCCGAAAUCCUUCAAUUCACGCCACCAUCUGGAUGUUCACAUACGCAGUCACACAAAUGAGCGCCCCUUCAAAUGCCACCUCUGCCCGAAAUCUUUCCAAUCCAAGUCAAAUCUCAAUCCACACCUACGCGGCCAUACGGGCAUAAAGUCCUUCGUGUGUGAGGUAUGCGGGAAGGCUCUCGCCACAAUGGCCAGUUUAACGAAGCACAUGAAUAGCCAUGAGGAUGUGAAGUUUGAAUGCUUCGUCUGUCAGAAGAUCUUCUCGUCCAUUGGAACGCGCGAUCGCCAUUUGAAGACGCACACAGGUGAGAAGAAGCACAAAUGCAAUAUUUGCGACAAGGCAUUCGUCCGGAAGGAUCAUGCCAAAAAUCACAUGGCAAUGCACGUUAAACGGGGACGUGAUAAACUUUAGCGCCAAGAUGAGGUCCAUCCCGAAGGACCCAAUACGGAUGAAUGUCUCCCCAAGACGCCAGUUUUUCAUUAAAAAAAAUUAAUUGUAAAUGCAUAUUUAAGAUAAAUAUACAUCUAAUCUCCUAA